CAAUUCGCCGUUUGAGUGUUUUAAGUCGAACAUUCUUCCUGAUACCACUUUAUCGCCACAGUGAGUUCAAAUUUGAAACCCACUCUUUAAGUUUCACCCCAAAAUUCACCCCCAUUUCUCUCACCACCUCCCCCUAGAUCUACUCAUAUCAUCAAAUCGCUGUUUAUCAUGUUAAAUUCAAUCUUCAACUGAAAUUUUGGACUUACUUAUACCCGUCAGUACAUCAAAGCAAGAUUACAUUGAUGAAUUUUUCCAACCUUCAUGACAUUCUAGUCAUGUUUCGUUAGGUUUUUGUGUGGAAAGAUAGUUUGUGUGUGUGUUUUUUUCGAUGGAAUUCACAGAACCUUUUAAGCAGACUGGUCCCUGCUGUUUCUCCCCAAAUGCUCGGUAUCUCGCCGUUGCCGUGGAUUACCGGCUUGUCGUUCGAGAUGUUUUGUCUCUCAAGGUUGUACAAUUAUUCUCAUGUAUGGAUAAGAUAAGCUACAUCGAAUGGGCUCUUGAUUCUGAGUACAUACUAUGUGGACUUUACAAGAAGCCCAUGAUACAAGCAUGGUCAUUAGCACAACCUGAAUGGACAUGCAAAAUAGAUGAAGGUCCAGCCGGGAUUGCUUAUGCCAGGUGGAGCCCAGACAGUCGCCACAUACUCACCACAUCAGAGUUCCAGUUAAGGUUAACAGUUUGGUCAUUAUUAAACACAGCAUGCAUACAUGUACAGUGGCCAAAACAUGCUUCUAAAGGGGUAUCUUUCACCAAAGAUGGAAGUUUUGCUGCAAUAAGCACGAGGCGUGAUUGCAAAGACUAUGUAAACUUAAUAUCUUGUCAAACAUGGGAAAUCAUGGGUGUUUUUGCUGUUGAUACAUUAGAUCUUGCUGAUGUUGAAUGGUCACCAGAUGACACUGCAAUUGUGAUAUGGGAUUCCCCUCUUGAGUAUAAGGUUUUGAUAUACUCUUUAGAUGGAAGGUGUUUAUCAAAAUAUCAAGCAUAUGAAAGUGGAUUGGGUGUAAAGAGUGUUUCUUGGUCCCCUAAUGGCCAGUCUUUAGCAGUUGGUAGUUAUGAUCAGAUGUUAAGAGUUCUAAAUCACUUAACUUGGAAAGUUUUUGCAGAAUUUACACAUUUAUCUACUGUAAGAGCUCCUUGUUCUGCUGCUGUUUUCAAGGAGGUUGAUGAGCCCUUUCAGCUUGAUAUGUCUGAUUUAUCUUUAACAGAUGAUUAUACACAACAAAAUUCUGAAUAUGGCCCACAAGGGCUGAUUGAUGUUAGAUAUGAUGUUGUGGAAUUGCCUAUCACCCUGCCUUUCCAAAAGCCUCCUGCUGACAAACCCAACCCUAAACAAGGAAUUGGGAUUAUGUCAUGGAGCAAAGACAGUGAAUACAUAUGCACACGCAACGACAGCAUGCCAAAUGAUGAGGUUCAUGAAGGCGAGGACAAUGCAAUUAAUAAGGAAGUCAAUGAAGAAGAGAAUCAUGAAAGAAAUGAAAUGAAUGAUGAGAAUGUAGAGAUGAGAGAUUUUGCAGUUGAUGAUGGAAGUGAAGACAAGACAAAGACUGAUGAAGAGAAUCAUGAAAUAAAUAAUGAGAGUGACGAGGUCAAUGAAGAAUUGGACGUUAUAGAUAAUGAUCAAUGGGAUUCACUGGAUGAGGGUUUUGAUAUAGAUAGGAAAAGAAGAGCUGUAAUAAAGGAAUUAGGGAAGGAGACAAGGUGCUCUCAAGGUAGAGCAGUUUCAGAUAUGCUUCUGAAUAAUCUUUGUGAAGUUUUUAAUAACAAAUUGAUUGAGGGAAGGGACAAGCCAUUGAUAACCUGCUUGGAAUACAUUAAGGAGUAUAUGAUGAAAAGAAUAUGCAAUGUCAUAAAGGUGAAAAACAAGAAGUGGGAAUUAAUAGGACUCUCUUGUAAACAUGUCAUUGCAGUGCUAAAUAACAAAGCAGAUAAUGGUGAGGAAGUUGGAGAGUUGCACACUUAUGCCUAUAGGGUGCACUGGCUAGAAACAUGGAAAGUAGCUUAUGUGUAUAAGUCUGGAAGGCCCAAGAAAAAGAGGAGGCAAUAUGUUGAGGAAAAAAUCCAGAAGAAGGGAGACAAUGGUGCUAGUGGGAGUUGGAGUCAAAGCCAUGUUGCUAGUGGGAGUGGAAAGCUUACACGAAAGUUUAUCAAAGUAACUUUCAGCAAGUGUAAAAAUAACGGACACAAUGUUAUAACUUGCAAAGGUCAAUGGGGUAAGUGA
This is a messenger RNA of Lactuca saligna, 2218 nucleotides long. Lineage: Eukaryota; Viridiplantae; Streptophyta; Magnoliopsida; Asterales; Asteraceae. The record is from the annotation of a GenBank genome assembly.